CAAGCGAAUGAGAGGAGAGGCUCGCGAGCAGCGCCGUCCGCUGUUCCACCGGAUUGUACUUCAUCGGGAGUUUGCGGUUUGGCAGGUUUAUAUACAUCAAAACAGAACAAAGAGAGAGGCUCCACAGUGGUAUAAAAGAAGAGAGGGGAAAGAAUAAAGCGGGGGAGAAAUCUCGGCGACUGAAUUACAAAAGAACUAAGGACACUCUGCUAAUGUUUUUCACAUCCAGAGGGGACAUAAACCGGGACUUUGUACGCUGUGGACAAUUUGCAAGGCUUUUUUGUUUGUUUUUGGCGAGCACCUAAAGUUUGUAUGGGACGAGGCUUUUUUUUUUUUUCUUCCUGUAUAUUUGAAUUUUAAUGCUCGCAGUUCACCACCCCGGUGCGAAACUUUCUGAGCGGACUGCACAUGGUUUCAAAGGGCUUCGGGAAAACUGGAUUUUUAUGCGCCGACACCCGCGCUCGCCUAGAAUGCAGUAAACACCGGCGAGGAUUUUAUUCCGUUUUCUGCCACCGCUUUUGAAGCUUUUUCCGCGUUUUUACGCGCGUCGAUGGUAGUGCCCAAAACCUACUCAUACUUUUAAAGUUUGAAUAAUUCAUGAGAUACAAUUCGCCUGCUCGAAAGAAGUGACUGUAAAAAGGGAGGGUGGAGGGGGGGGGUUAUCCACAAACAUAUUCAUAAGGGCUGACGGAAUGGCCACCGCGGCUUCCAAUCCUUAUCUGCCCAGCAAUAGCAUCUUAUCGUCCGGCUCCAUCGUGCACUCUGACUCCGGAGGUGGUGGAAUGCAGCCGGGCAGCGCUGCGGUUACCUCGGGCUCCGGGGUGUACAGGGGGGACCCCUCGGUCAAGAUGGUACAGAGUGACUUUAUGCAAGGCGCGAUGGCAGCGAGCAACGGGGGGCACAUGCUGAGCCAUGCCCACCAGUGGGUGACAUCCCUCCCGCACGCCGCGGCGGCCGCGGCAGCAGCCGCCGUGGCCGCGGCCGAAGCCGGAUCGCCGUGGUCGUCGAGUCCUGUCGGCAUGACGGGCAGCCCUCAGCAGCAGGACGUGAAAAACUCCGGCAGAGACGAUCUACACACGGGCACCGCUCUGCACCACAGGCCGCCCCACUUAGCCCCGCACCAGACACACGCCGGCGGUUGGGGGAGCGCGACUGCCGCUCACAUCAACUCCAUAUCCGGGGGACAGCAGCAGCAGCAGCAGCAGCAGUCGCUGAUCUACUCCCAGCCGGGCGGGUUCACCGUGAACGGGAUGCUGAGUCCGGGGAGCCAGAGCCUGGUGCACCCGGGCUUGGUGAGGGGGGACACCCCGGAUCUGGACCACGGCAGCCACCACCACCACCACCACCAGCAGCAGCAUCAGCACCACCAGCACCACGGCGGCAUCAACAGCCACGACCCGCACUCGGACGACGACACGCCGACCUCGGACGACCUGGAGCAGUUCGCCAAGCAGUUCAAGCAGCGGAGGAUCAAGCUGGGCUUCACGCAGGCGGACGUCGGCUUGGCUUUGGGCACCCUGUACGGGAACGUUUUCUCCCAGACCACCAUUUGCAGAUUCGAGGCUCUGCAGCUCAGCUUCAAAAACAUGUGCAAGCUGAAGCCUUUGUUAAACAAGUGGCUCGAGGAGGCCGACUCCACCACCGGCAGCCCCACCAGCAUCGACAAGAUCGCGGCGCAGGGGAGGAAGCGAAAGAAGCGCACCUCCAUCGAAGUGAGCGUCAAGGGGGCUUUGGAGAGCCACUUCCUGAAAUGCCCCAAACCCUCGGCCCAGGAGAUCACCGGGCUGGCGGACAACUUGCAGCUGGAGAAGGAGGUGGUUAGAGUGUGGUUUUGCAAUAGGAGACAGAAGGAAAAACGGAUGACGCCCCCAGGAGUGGCUCAGACGCCGGAGGAUGUGUACUCUCAGGUCGGCAAUGGGCAUUUUUUAGUAGAUUACUUAAAAGAUGCAAGUGAAGCGAGCGACCAGAGGGUGACAACUACAAGUUCAUUCCACCAGGUAAUUUUGGCGCAUUAAGACACACCAGGAGGAAACCAAGUAUUGUUUUUAUUCUUUUUUUUUUUUCCUCCCCCCCCCCCCCCCCCCCCCCCUCCUUCCUCCCUCCCUCCAAAAAUCCUCCCUCCGAUUACCCUGUGUUUGAUUGAAGAAACAAAGGAGCAGGCAUUUUGUAUAUUUAGAACUGGGACUGAAGCGCCUUCCCUCCGCUCCGAGCGUCACAGCGACCCGGUGGGGAGACGCGCACCACUAUGAGCCGCAGUGACAUCCACGAAGCUUCCGCCCUGAUUUACAGCGCUUGUUUGUUUAUUCGGAGGUGGGCUGCGUGGUUGCACUUAUACACACACACGCGCGCGCGCGUGGAGGAUUAGGGGAUAUUUUUUUUGUUUUUGUUUUUUGUCACCUCGAGGCCCUCGCGAGCCCCGGAAAGAAAAGACAACCUGGACCAGGACUGUCCCCGCCUGAUCUCAAAGAUCGCUUUCUUUUUUUUGUGGGGGGGGGGGAGGGGGUUGCUAUUAUUUAAUGGACUUUUGAAACCGUGAGUGGAUUUUUCCUCCUUUUUUUCCCAACGAAUAGAGCAUAAGACAUUUGAAAAGACUUCAACUGCACUUAUUUGAGAAAAUAAAUCUGUUGCCAAGUGUGACUGAGUGGGUGCUGUGGACACUAUUGUUGCUGCCCUUUCUAAGCAGUAUUCUUUGGUAGGUUUUAAUAAACAACACUCUGUAAAGCCGGCGAUAUAGAUCACUAGAUCAGAUACUGAUCUGAGUUAUUUACUUUAUAUUUUUCAUCAGAAUGACUUGUUUUAAUAUUUUAUUCGGAAUACUUAUGAAUGAUUCCAGUAAUUUAUUUCCCCCCCAAGGAACUUGUGUAAGAUGCUUUGCCUUUUUCUCUUUUUCUCUUAAUUUCUUUCUUAUAUUUCUGUUGUUGCCCUUGUUUGUUUCAUUUUGUAUUAUCGUUUCUAAAGGAGCACAAAUCAUCAUAAGCUGACAUUGACCGUUGUUAGGUAAUAAGGGUAUAUUUUGAUGUGAUAAUUUGAUUGUAAUUUAAUUUCAGUAGUGGUUCCGUACGAGCUGAUUGAAACACAAUAAAUUUGUUAGAAUGAAAUGCAA
This is a messenger RNA of Gasterosteus aculeatus aculeatus (three-spined stickleback), 3103 nucleotides long. The record is from RefSeq and is a predicted model, not a curated record. NCBI's taxonomy places the organism in Eukaryota, Metazoa, Chordata, Actinopteri, Perciformes, Gasterosteidae.